UCCUACAGUCAGCACAAGUGUUGCUAAUUGAUUAGCAAGUUGCGUAAACUUUGCGAUAGUAAAUGUUAUAAAUACUAGAGGAUUCUAAUGAUUUUUCACAGUUACAUAAGAAAAUCAAAAGGAAGUUAAACAAUAGAAAAUUAAAGGUGAAACAACAACAAUGAUAUUUGAGCUAUUGAGGAAACCUGGACCGCAAGAUAUGAAAUCAUCUACAGAUGCUUUUACCUAUUUCGAGUAUGGAAUGACUGCGGUUGGUUGGUUGCCGCCAUCGAGAGGACGAAAGUUGUACUUGAUGUUUAGAGGACUGGUAAUAAUUUGGUGUAUUGUAUAUUUGCCUUUUGGAAUGAUAAUGGGUUGUGUCAAGGACAUCAAAGAUUAUAAGCCUGGCGAGUUUUUAACAUUGCUAGAAACUGUAUUGAAUGAUGCAGGAUGUUCUUUAAAAAUUCUGGCACUGUACCUAUAUCUACCUAAAUACGAAAAAACCAAGAACCUUCUGGAGCGUUUGGAUGAAUUCUGUGUGAAUAAAGCGGAUCGUCAUACGAUUCGUUAUUGGGUUACACGAUGCAAUGUAAUCUUUAUAAUAUAUUCGUUUCUCUAUUACGGCUAUUUUGUAUUAUCGUUUCUGAACGGCGCCCUUCAUAAAAUGCCACCAUGGCGACUUUAUAAUCCAUUUAUCGAUUGGCGAUCGAGCACAACGAAUCUAUGGAUUGUCUCCAGUAUAGAAAUUAUCAUUCUAUCAUUUGCAAUUGUACAACAGCUGCUCAUGGAUGUUUUUAAUGUCAUUUAUUGCUUAUUGUUGAGAGUUCACUUGAAAAAUCUCCGAAAAAGGGUUCAACAAUUCCGCACAGAUCCCGAAGAGACAGAGCAGGAAAGCUAUGAUGAACUAACUAAAUGCAUAACGCAGCAUAAACUUAUUUUGGAAUAUGCCGACCUAGUGCGAUUACUAUUUUCAUUUAAUACUUUUGUUCAAUUUAUACUGAUUGGCGCUAUUUUGGGCUGUACUUUAGUCAAUUUAUUCUUUUUCGCUGACUUUUGGAUUGGAUUGUUAUGUGUUGUAUAUAUAUUUGGAUUGAUGUCUCAGACAUUUCCAUUUUGUUACGUUUGUGACCUAAUUAUAAACGAUUGCGACCGACUAGCUUUGGCUUUAUUUCAUUCAAAUUGGACUGGAUCAAGUCGUCGUUAUAAAUCGACUCUCAUUCAGUUCAUUCAUAAUGCUCAGCAACCGAUUACGUUUACCGCUGGAUCGAUAUUUCCCAUUUGCAUGCAAACCAAUAUCAAGGUAAUUAAAUUUUAGAAAUCAUUUGUUCUUGAACUAAAUGUUUGGUUUCUUUUUCAUUCUACCGAAGGUGGCUAAAUUGGCAUUUUCUGUGGUGACUUUUAUUAAGCAAAUGAACAUUGUCGAAAAGUCGAUGAAAAAUUAAAAGUUAACCAGAAUUCUCGAGGACAUAUAAAGCUGAAAUAUUUAUU
Molecule: messenger RNA, 1467 nt
Organism: Drosophila willistoni
Lineage: Eukaryota; Metazoa; Arthropoda; Insecta; Diptera; Drosophilidae
Product: odorant receptor 98a-like
Exons: 2
Coding region: 161-1294 (377 amino acids)
Biological process (GO): sensory perception of smell; detection of chemical stimulus involved in sensory perception of smell
Cellular component (GO): plasma membrane
Molecular function (GO): olfactory receptor activity; odorant binding
Source: RefSeq, a predicted model, not a curated record